AUGCUGAGCCGUUUGCGUGGAUCUGCGCUCGUAUGGGCAAUAACCCUGAGCUGCGCCUCCUGUUACCUCUUGUUCGGAUAUGACCAGGGCGUCCUCGGAGGCCUGGUGACACAACCAAGUUUACUCAACGCUUUGGGCAACCCUUCCGCAGGCUACCUCGGUACGAUCGUCGCGCUGUACAACAUUGGAUGCUUGGCUGGAUGCGUUAUCUCCGCCAUCUGGGGAAAUGUUCUUGGUCGCAAGCGAAGCAUUCUUAUUGGGUGUUCAAUCAUGGUUGUGGGAGCUACCAUUCAGACUUCUUCAUUUGGGGCCCCUCAAAUGAUCGCUGGUCGCUUAAUCACUGGUGUUGGUAAUGGCAUGAAUACCUCGACGGUCCCGGUGUAUGUUGCAGAGACCUCGAAACAGCACAGACGAGGAGCCAUGAUUGCGCUACAAUUAUCGGUCGUUAUUAUGGGGAUUGUCCUGGCCUACUGGCUGGAUUAUGCAAGUGUUCGCACGCUCUCAGGCGAGAUCGUCUGGCGUUUCCCUGUGGGCUUCCAGAUUGUAUUCGCACUGGUCACGAUGGCAACGCUGCCCUUCCUACCGGAUACACCUAGAUGGCUGUACUCCCAUGGGAGAAAGGCAGAAGCCAUCGAUGCCUUGGCGAGACUCAUGGAUACCACCAUUGACGAUUCAGCGGUACAGAACAUCAAAACCCAGAUGGAAGAUGCUUUACAGCUAGAGCACGCCCAUGAUGGAGGCUCGUUGAAGACUCUCUUGUAUGAUAAAUCGCCUGUUCGGAAGACCCGGCGCCUGGUUCUCUGCUUCAUGAUCUAUUUUAUGCAAAUGUUCACUGGCAUAAACGUCAUUGCAUUUUACGUCACAAUCGUGCUGGAAGUUAAUGUCGGUCUGUCAAAAGAAACGAGUAGUCUCGUCGCCGGUUUCGUGCAGAUGGCCUUCUGGCUGGGCACACUACCACCCAUCUACAUGCUUGACAAAUAUGGUCGUCGCAAAACCAUGCUGUGGGGUUCUGUUGCUCUCUCCAUAUCCAUGAUUCUAUUCACUAUUGGUAUCGCCUUGAACACACCAGCAACAAACCGACUUGCGCUGGCCAUGUUGUUUGUUUAUGAGAUUUCUUUCGGGAUGUCUUGGAACAGCAUGCCGUGGUUGUAUGCUGCCGAAAUUACGCCGCUGGAGAUCCGCCAUAUUGGUGGCGCCGUUGGGCCGUUCUCUGAAUGGCUUUGGACCUUUGUGAUUGUUAUCAUGACCCCAGCCGCGGUUGAGAACACUGGUUGGAGGAUAUACAUUUUAUUUUGUGUCAUGCUUGUCUUGUCAAUCCCAUUCGUCUACUUCUUCUUGCCUGAGACCGCCAACAAGACAUUGGAAGAGAUAGACUUGAUCUUCCUUACAACGGAGGAGAAGGCCGACCUAGAACUAAGCCUCGCGCAUCCUGAUCAGGUCGCAAUCGCGACACAGUACACCGGAAGUGAGAACACCGCUACAGAUACGAAGUACACGGAGGCUACUCAACUCAGGGCUACCAAAUCGCCUUAA
Messenger RNA from Cyphellophora europaea CBS 101466, 1533 nucleotides. RefSeq lists its product as uncharacterized. The transcript has 9 exons. The coding region runs from base 1 to 1533 and encodes 510 amino acids. The record is from RefSeq and is a predicted model, not a curated record. Gene Ontology annotation, molecular function: carbohydrate:proton symporter activity. Gene Ontology annotation, cellular component: membrane. Gene Ontology annotation, biological process: transmembrane transport; carbohydrate transport. Lineage: Eukaryota; Fungi; Ascomycota; Eurotiomycetes; Chaetothyriales; Cyphellophoraceae.